AUGUGCACUCCAACUGACGCGUUAUCCGGGGUCCAGUCUAACUCCUCCACAAUGUCACGGCAUUCGCGUGCACAGCGGCCGAUGCUCGAGUGCAAACCUAUUACCCAAGGCAGCGCCACCGCUCCCUGCGCCAGCGCUGAUACCGAAAGCUUUGACCUCACUCGUGCGUUGUUUCGUAUUGUGCGAAAGGGACGAGUGAGCCGACUGCAGUCGUAUGUUGCAAAAUCCCUCGCCACAGACCAUGUCGUGGGCCCCAGUUUGGUCUCAAACAGCGCCGCUACCGUCUACCUCCUUGCCUCGACUGUCGACUCGCAGGGGAGACGCCUUCUCCACGUCGCCUGUGAGUAUGGCCAAGUGAAAAUGCUCAGGUUAUGGGCUCGAGUCACGUCACCAAUUAACGCAUGCAACCAUGCCUGCGCUGGCUCAGCCCAAGCGAUUGUGUUGGCCAUUCAGUGCACCAUCUUUCACCCCACCUUUUCUCCCUGCUGCAAGGGGGUCUGGCGUAAAACCCUUCCAGUGUACGACGCUGUUGCCUCCUACUACCCAUCCCACAUCUCUUUUCCUUUUGGCUGCAAACUUCUUGGUUGUCUGCUUAAGUCAAAUCUCGAAUUGUUGUAUGUUCGAAACAACGAAGGCCUGUCACCGUCCUACCUUCUGGAGCAACUCUGGCGUCUGGCCUCGCCCAAGGAACGUUCCAAGGGUGAUGCUGUAAGUAGCAAAUCGGACUUUUAA
This is a messenger RNA of Mesocestoides corti, 732 nucleotides long. NCBI's taxonomy places the organism in Eukaryota, Metazoa, Platyhelminthes, Cestoda, Cyclophyllidea, Mesocestoididae. The record is from the annotation of a GenBank genome assembly.